Messenger RNA from Talaromyces marneffei, 3228 nucleotides. RefSeq lists its product as uncharacterized. NCBI's taxonomy places the organism in Eukaryota, Fungi, Ascomycota, Eurotiomycetes, Eurotiales, Trichocomaceae. Gene Ontology annotation, biological process: protein import into nucleus. The record is from RefSeq and is a predicted model, not a curated record. Gene Ontology annotation, cellular component: cytoplasm; nucleus. The transcript has 4 exons. The coding region runs from base 1 to 3228 and encodes 1075 amino acids. Gene Ontology annotation, molecular function: nuclear import signal receptor activity; small GTPase binding.
AUGGAUCAGCAACGAUUUUUGCAGCAACUGCAAAUUAUCCUCAAUCCUUCCACCGGGGACUUGAAGGAAGCCACCGGCGUCCUCCAAAAAGAAUACUACAACAAGCCCGAAUCCUUCCUCUUCCUCCUUCAGUUGGCCACCUCACACGAAAGUGAUGACCUCCGUCAGUUGGCUGCCGUCGAGGCCCGCGGUCUUGUAGGCAAAUUCUGGCUCAAAGUUCCUGCAAAUCAAAAGCCUCAGAUCCGUGAACAAUUGUUACGCGGAACUAUGAGCAGCAGCUCUGAACUCGUUCGUCACGCUAUUGCCCGCAUCGUUUCUUCCGUAGCCAAGAUCGACCUUCAAGACGGCGAGUGGGCCGAUUUGCCCAACUUCCUGCUCCAGGCUGCCCAGAGCGGAAACAAAGACGAAAGGGCCAUCGGUGUCUACAUCUUCUUUACCAUCCUGGAGUCUCUAGGAGAAGGAUUCGAAGAUAAGUUCCAGGACUUGUUCACUCUUUUCAGCAAGACCAUCCGUGACCCCGAGAGUGCCGAAGUCCGCAUCAAUACUCUCUUGGCUUUAAGCAAGCUGGCUAUGCACCUGGACUCAGAUGAGGACCCCGCUCCUGUCAAGGCAUUCCAGCAGGUUUUCCCCGACAUGGUCCGAGUUCUCAAGGAUGCCAUUGACACUACUGAUGAGGACCGCAUCAUGCAGGCCUUUGAGGUCUUCCAAACCUUGCUUGGAUGUGAUCCUGCUUUGAUGAACGUCCAUCUUAAGGAUUUGAUCACUUUCAUGAACGAAGUCUCUGCAAAUAUACAGCUUGCCGAGGAUACGCGUACACAGUCAAUUAGCUUCUUGAUGCAGUGCGUCAAAUACCGCAAGCUCAAGGUUCAGGGUCUGCGUGUUGGUGAACAGCUCACCCGCACCGCUCUUCACAUUGCGACUGAACUUGAUGAUGACGACGACGAGGAUGAAAUUACUCCCGCUCGUUCCGCACUUGGUCUCCUCGACAUGCUUGCCCAGAGCUUGCCCCCCAGCCAAGUUGUUGUUCCUCUCCUCCAGGCCCUUGGCCAAUACUUCAACAGUGAAAACCCCGAUUAUCGUCGUGCCGGUAUCUUGGCCUUGGGUAUGUGUGUUGAAGGUGCCCCAGACUUCAUUAGCAGCCAGUUCAAUGAAAUCUUCCCUAUUGUUCUUCACCUCCUCAGCGAUAAGGAACCCAAGGUCCGUCAGGCCACCUUGCACGGUGUUGCCCGCCUUGCCGACGAUCUUGCAGAGGAUGUUGGCAAAGAACAUGCCAAGCUCAUGCCCCUUUUGGUCCAGAACCUCGCCAGUGCUAUGGAGAACUACAAGGGCGAGGAGACUGGCCCUACUGUAAACAUCAUGAAAGCAGCUGUCAGCGCCAUUGAUGCCGUUGUUGACGGUCUCGAUGACAAGGAUGUCGUUGCUUACCAGGAUGAGCUUGUUCCUCUCUUGCACAAGCUAUUCCAACACCCUGACUUCAAGAUCAAGGGCCUCACUGCUAGCGCAAUUGGAUCCCUUGCAUCUUCUUCUGGCGAAGCUUUCCUUCCAUUCUUCGAAAAGUCCAUGCACCUUAUGCAGGAAUAUGCCACCAAGAAGGAAAGCGAGGAUGAGCUUGACCUUCGUGCUAGCAUCAUUGAUGCCAUGGGUGAGAUGUCCGCUGCUGCUGGUCCUCAACACUACCAACCUUAUGUUGAGCCUUUGAUGCGUGCUAGCGAGGAAGCCCUCCAUCUCGACCACUCUCGCCUCAAGGAGAGCACCUACAUGCUGUGGGGCUCUAUUUCCAAGGUUUACGGAGAGGACUUCAAGCCUUUUCUCGAUGGCGUCUUCAAGGGCUUGAGUGCUUGUAUCGAACAGGAAGAAGCCGAUCUUGAGGUAGAACUUGGUGAUGCCGCCAAGGACCUUGUUGGCCAGGAAGUUACCAUCGGUGGCCGCAAGAUCAAGGUUGCCGAAGCUUCUGAUGACGAGGAUGGUGAUAUUGAGGACAUUGAUCUCGAUGAUGAGGAUGACUGGGAGGAUUUCACUACCGUCACGCCCUUGGCUCUUGAGAAGGAGAUUGCCGUCGAGGUUAUCGGCGAUUUGAUCAGCCACACCAAGGGUGCUUAUCUCCCAUACUUCGAGAAGACCAUUGAGUUGGUUCUUCCUCUUACUGAACACCCCUAUGAAGGUGUUCGCAAGAGCACUAUUAGCACUCUCCACCGUGCUUAUGCCACAUUGUUCGCUUUGGCAGAGGAGAACGGCCAGAUGCCCAAGUGGCAAGCCGGUCUUCCGCUUAAGGUGCAGCUUCCUGUUGAGGUUCAAAAGUUCGCCGAGAUUCUGAUGACUGCCACCAUCAAGUUGUGGGGUGAGGAAAGUGACCCGGCCACUGUUGGUGAUCUCUGCGGAAACCUUGCCGAAAACCUUCGUUACACCGGUCCCGCCCUUGUUGCCAACGAGUCGGUCUUGACCAACGUUGUCCAACAGGUCACUGACCUCAUCAACAAGAAGCACCCCUGCCAGCAGGAAUUUGCCGAAGAUGAAGAGCUCCAAGAGGCUGGUGAUGAGACAUCUGAGUUCGAUUGGAUUGUUAUUGACCGUGCUCUUGAUGUGGUUUCGGGAUUGGCUGCAGCGCUUGGCCCUGACUUCCCUGAGCUUUGGAAGAUCUUUGAGAAGAGCGUUCUCCGCUUCGUCAGCAGCUCUGAGAACAUCGAGCGCGCUACUGCCGUUGGUACCCUCGCUGAGGUCAUCACUGGAAUGAAGGAUGCCGUCACUCCGUUGACUGGUCGUUUCUUGCCUCUCCUCUUGAAGCGUCUCGAUGACGAGGACCCUCAGACCAAGUCCAACGCUGCCUAUGCCACCGGACGUCUGAUCGAGGCAACCAAUGAUGCGUCUAUCGUUUCUCAGUUCCCUACCAUCCUCCAGAAGCUCGAGCCUUGCCUCCAGCAGCAGGCUUCUCGUCUGCCUGACAACGCCACUGGUUGCUUGUCUCGCAUGAUCCUCAAGCAGCACGAUAAGGUUCCAAUUGCGGACGUGCUCCCUGCCAUUGUCAGUAUUCUUCCCUUGAAGAACGACUAUGAGGAGAAUGAGCCCUUGUACAAGAUGAUUGCACAGCUCUACAAAUGGGAGGACCCUACCGUGCGUCAACUCACUCCUCAGCUUCUUCCCAUCUUCCAGGCCGUCCUCUCCGAUGAUGACCAGUUGGAAGACGAACGCCGCAAGGAGGUGAUGGAACUCGCCUCAUGGCUCAACAAAUAA